Penicillium daleae is the source of this 684-nucleotide messenger RNA. RefSeq names its product AAT-domain-containing protein. The record is from RefSeq and is a predicted model, not a curated record. The transcript has a single exon. Bases 1 to 684 code for a protein of 227 amino acids. NCBI's taxonomy places the organism in Eukaryota, Fungi, Ascomycota, Eurotiomycetes, Eurotiales, Aspergillaceae.
AUGGAAGAGCAGAAGCAGAACCUGAUCAUCCUGGACAUCACCAGGGACGAUGGACCUCGAAUCAAGAUGAUCACCGAAGCUGGGAUGAUCGGGAAGAUUGGGUUGAAUGAACUAGGAAUUGGCGUAUGCCUAAAUGCCAUUAAAGUGCCAGGGUGCGACCCUUCCCGUCUUCCAGUUCAUCUUGCUCUUCGGUCAGUGCUAGAUAGCCCGUCGGUCGACGAUGCUGUCCAGCAGCUGGAUGAGGUCGGAAUAGCUGCCUCGGCUCAUAUUCUCAUUGCAGACAAACGCAAAGCCAUCGGAUUGGAGUCGACGGCGGAGACUAUCAGACUUGUUAAGAUGGAUAAAGAAAAUCGCAUCUUUCAUGCAAACCACUUGUUAUUGGCACAUGAUGGCCCUGUGGAAGCUGGCUGGCUGGCUGACUCGCCUUCUCGCCAGCAGCGAAUCCAGAGACUGGCUUCAGAACUGAGCUCAGACACCGACGGAAAGCCAAAUGCGACCGAUAUAACACGCAUUUUUGAUGACCAUGACGGGUUUCCGCAUUCGAUCUGUCGUUACGAGGAAGGGCCAUUGGGGAUGGAUGCCACACUUUUCAGCAUCGUCAUGGAACUUCGCGGUAGAACUGCUAUGAUAUCCUUGGGAAGACCAUGUCAACCAGACGAGACAAUAGUACUAGAAUUUGAAUGA